AAGUGUAUGCAAGUAUUAUUUUUCCAUUAUCCGAAUGUUUAUAUUUCUCAAAAGAGGCAUCCAGCUGCUUUACAGUUAUUUCUAGCUCAAGUAUAGUUGUUAGCAGUCAUGUUAGAAACGGUUGGUUGCACUUACUGCAAGUGGUUGCUCUGUUAUGGAUUAUUUAGGAAGAUCUGCUUGUAGAAACUUCCUUCUUCUUCAGUAGCCAUUUACACACCAAACGACAAUGGCUCUGACGUCCCACAAUCAGCUUAUCCUGUCUGUUUAUAUCGUGACCUUCGUGACGGGGUUACCCGCCAACAUCCUGGCCUUUUACACCUUCAGCAUGAAAGUCCACCACAAACCAGCUCCCAUCGACAUCCUCCUUCUCAACCUGACCAUUUCGGAUCUCAUCUUUCUUCUCUUCCUGCCUUUCCGGAUGGUCGAGGUCCUCUCAGGCAGUUGGGUGCUUCCCAACUUCCUGUGCCCUUUGAGCGGCUUUGUAUUCUACUCCACCAUCUACAUCAGCACCUUCUUUCUAAUGGGGGUCAGCGUGGAGCGAUAUCUUGGGGUAGCCUACCCUAUCAAGUACAAGAUUAACCACAAGCCCAUGUAUGCUAUCAUGGCGAGCGUUUUUUUCUGGAUCAUAUCGGCUGCUCACUGCAGCAUCGUCUACAUCGUCCAGUACCAGAAACCAGGCAAUGGGACUCAUAAUGUUUCCAGUUGCUAUGAGGAGUUCACAAAAGAGCAACUUAAUAUACUUCUGCCAGUCCGCUUUGAAAUGUGCCUUGUCCUCUUCUGCAUUCCCUUCCUCAUCACCUCCUUUUGCUACAUCAGUUUCAUCCGGAUCCUUACCACACUGCCGAACAUCAGCCACCGAAGGAAGCAGAGAGCCAUUGGGUUAGCUCUGGGGACACUGCUGGUCUUCAUUCUCUGCUUCUGCCCUUAUAACAUCUCCCACGUGGUGGGGUUUGUGAAAUGGGAAAGCCCCGCGUGGCGCGUGGACACUCUGCUUCUCAGCACCUUCAACGCCUGCUUGGAUCCCAUCAUCUUCUACUUUUCCUCGUCUGAAGUUCAGAACAGCGUCAGAAACUGCAUAUCAGGGGUCCUAGGAAGGAUACGAGCCAUCAAUUUGUGUAAAAGACUUUGUCCAGCAGCGUACACAGUUGACGAGCAGAUGGAGAGCAGCUUUAACAAUCUGUGAUGGGCCACCCUGCCAUCUGAGUAUGUGUUCUUGACUUUUGCUGUAUGAUGCAAGCCUGAUUUUUGGAGCAAGUUGGCUGUUGAUACAUUUUGAGACAAUGGGAUUUUAUUAUGCAUUCAUAAACGUCUAUUGCACAUCCUUCUUCAGUGGAAUUAUUGCCCUAUUCCAUACCCGAUUUCUUUGCGUCUCAAGCUGCUCAACAGAAGGUAUACAAAAGGACUUGUUGGAAGAUACUUGAUAAAACUACUGAAUAAUUCACUCAAGCUUUCUUUUUCACCCGAAGCCACCUUGCUCAGCAGUGUCCAGCUGUUGCACGGCUAUUGCCAAAAGUUUUUAGAAUAAACUCAUUUGUGUUCAUAAAGUCGAAAUGAAGCCUGCUGAAUAAUGUUACGUUAACAUAUUGGAUUAAAUACCGCUUUGCAUCUUUGUAUAUACUUAACAAAAAACUGACACAAAUAAAAAAUGUGACAUUUUGAAAUCUAAAACGAAAUACUA
This is a messenger RNA of Acipenser ruthenus (sterlet), 1678 nucleotides long. RefSeq names its product free fatty acid receptor 2-like. Gene Ontology annotation, biological process: G protein-coupled receptor signaling pathway; cellular response to fatty acid. Gene Ontology annotation, cellular component: plasma membrane. The transcript is spliced from 2 exons. Gene Ontology annotation, molecular function: G protein-coupled receptor activity. Bases 227 to 1183 code for a protein of 318 amino acids. The record is from RefSeq and is a predicted model, not a curated record. NCBI's taxonomy places the organism in Eukaryota, Metazoa, Chordata, Actinopteri, Acipenseriformes, Acipenseridae.